AAAACGCAUAUUUGACAAAGCAGUUUGUGGUCACAUCUUAGCACAGGUGUUAAAUAAAACAGCUUUAAGAAAGCUCUUCUUUUUUUUGUAAGCAAAAAAGUCUGAAUUCAUCUAAAAGAAUAAUUUAUUCAAUAACAAACGCAACAACACACACACAAAUGAUGCAAAAAUACGAAUUUUGAUUUUAAGUUAUUCGUUUAAUUAAUGUGAUAGUUUGUGCUAUGUGACCAAUGCUUUUGUUGUUGUAAAUGUGCAAAGAAUCAAUUACAAGCAAAUCGAGCAGCUCGAGCAGUAAUCAAAAAAGAAAAGAAAAACAACAAAAAGCCCAACUUUAUCUGCUGCAUUUAGGACAACGACGUUUUCUUUGCGCCUAACCAUGAUGACACCAUUUGAUGAUUUUAUCUAUUUAAUAAAUCACGUGCUGCUUGGCGAAGAACCGACUAUCGAGGAUUUCAUACUGCUUGUGGGCACAUUGGUGGCAUUCAUAGCAUUCAUACUGUGGUGCUGUUUUCCCAUACAGCCAAAGGAGCCGGGACAACAUCGUCAAUUUACAUGCAAGAUAAUACCGAAUCAUAUAAAGGCAUUUGAUGCUGCAGCCGCCGCCGCUGCAGCCGCUACCGUUACGAACAGCAGCGGCAGCACUGAUAAGGGGACCGGCAACAACAACAGCAGCGGCGGCCCCAACAACAACACAAAUACAAAUACAAAUGGCAACAACGGGACGACGGGCAGUGCUGCCCAUAAUAAUGGCGGCAAUAAUCUUAGCCAAUACAAUGGCGCCGGCGGUGGCAGCAUCAGCGGCAGCUAUAGCAAAAACGGCAGUGUGGCCAUGCACAAUUAUUAUGUGAAGAGCGGCCAUCAUUGCUGCACCUAAUGGCAGAUGGCAAGGUUGCCACCACGGCGCAGCAGUUUUGUAGUUUAAAUCUUAGUUAACAAUUUGUAUAUGUGUUUAUUUUUUAUUUUAUUUUUUUUUCUUUGUGUAAUUUAAGUUUGUGCUAUGAUUGUCAUAAUAAUUGUGCCAAUUUAUUGUUCAAAAAGCGCAGCUAACUUGAACGUUAUUCCCCUAAACUCGUCCCUUUACCCCAAACGAAAACACAACACUUGGCCCCCCCCACACUCGAUACUUGAUACUCGAUACACUUGGGUGUUUGAAUAUAAUUCGCAAGCACAUUUGAAUUGUAAUUGCUCAGACUGAUUUGAUCGUGGCGAAAAGUCCAUGAUGACGUUGAAAUAUGAUUGAGAAAAUGAGAAAUGAAAAGAAUGAAAAGUAUGACGCAAAAGUUUUUAAAACUUCUUUCAUUUAGUAACAAGUAUAUAUAUAUAUAUAUUUAUAAUUGUAUUGUAUUGAAAACAAACAAAAAGAAUGGUAUACCAAAAUUAUACGAAAUAUGUAAAGACAAGCUAAAGCCUAGCAAAAACUAUUUAUAAGUAUUUAUGAUGUAACUAAUUGCAUAUUUAUACGCAUGUUAAUACAAUCACUAACAAUCCCAUUUACCCGUCCUUCCCACCCAUUUGACACCCAGUCUUCAUCCCAAUUGAAACCGACAACAACAAUUAUAAAGAACUACACUCGACCGAUAAUUCAUAAUAUACUUGAUAUAUAUUUAUAUAUAUAAAUAUAUAUACAUACAUAUAUGUAAUCAUUGUCAUUGUCAUGAAACGAGUUUCUGUUCUGUAUUUUAUAAGUGAAUAUUAUACUCGAAUACGAAGUCGCAAGAAUCACAUCAACUAGCAUAGUUAGUUAGUUUUUUUUUUGCUUUUUUUUCUCAGUGUAUACUUGCUAUAUAUAUAAGGUAUAUAAAUAAUAUGUGUUUGAUCUCAUUUAUCAAUUUAUUUAUGUGAUGUACAAGAACAAAAAAAAAAAAAAAAAAUGAAAACAAAUGCAAACUCUUCACGUCAAGGGUUAUAAAAAUGAAAA
Molecule: messenger RNA, 1918 nt
Organism: Drosophila nasuta
Lineage: Eukaryota; Metazoa; Arthropoda; Insecta; Diptera; Drosophilidae
Product: nuclear transcription factor Y subunit alpha
Exons: 3
Coding region: 377-874 (165 amino acids)
Source: RefSeq, a predicted model, not a curated record